AUGCCCAAGUCCAACACAUGCGAGGGCGCCAAAUUCCCAGAUGAGUGCCGCACCGCCGAGCAAGCAGCGCCCUACAUCGCCAAGUCGUACGCCAGCUUCAGCAAGGGCGAAUUGGCCGCCGCGCUGGCCCUGAUGGGUCUUGAGAGCGACGAUCUCAAGUACAAGCAUAACGUGUACCCCGGUGUCCCCGGGCAGGGCACGGCCAACAUGAUGAGCCCUUCGUUUGUCAAGGAAUACGCUACUUCCAUCUUCGGCGCCAACGCCGUGGCCAACAAGUCGCCCGUCGAGGCGCUCGCCAUGGUGACGCCCGACGAGCACAACUUUGGCUCGGCGGGCUGGUUCCUGACGGCCCACUGCGAGCCUUCGGUGCGCGAGGGGCUCAAGACGGGCUCCGAUGCCGGCUGGACGGCUUACAUGCAGUGUGUCGGCGUCGACGGGUCCGACCCCGCGCGCGUCGAGUACUGGAACAGGGCGAAGAAGGCUUUCAACUUGUCGGGGUAG
Molecule: messenger RNA, 501 nt
Organism: Canariomyces notabilis
Lineage: Eukaryota; Fungi; Ascomycota; Sordariomycetes; Sordariales; Chaetomiaceae
Exons: 2
Coding region: 1-501 (166 amino acids)
Source: RefSeq, a predicted model, not a curated record